Heterocephalus glaber (naked mole-rat) is the source of this 1712-nucleotide messenger RNA. NCBI's taxonomy places the organism in Eukaryota, Metazoa, Chordata, Mammalia, Rodentia, Bathyergidae. The record is from RefSeq and is a predicted model, not a curated record.
CUGCGGCUGCCCCGAGGCGAGGGUGGCUGAGGCGCUGUCACCCCACCGGGCACCGCCUGUCACCCCACCUGAACAUCCAUGGGCCCACCCAGCCCGCUCGGCAGCCACAGCUCCGCGUCCUCCUCCGUUCUCCAGGACUGGGUCUCGAGGUCACCCGAGGGUCCCCGAGUCCCCGGAGCUCCAGUCCAAGCGUGGGCCCCCUCGUCGCCUUCUGCCCGCGCUUCCAUUCUAGGAGACCCGGGACUCCGGGCUGAGCUCAGGGCGCAGAGCCCUCGCGGCUCCAAAGUCGGGGCGCGACCCGCCUUCCCACGCCGUGGGCCCCGGGCAGAUGUCCCAAGUGAGCGGCCAAAGCCCCUCUCGCCACGACGCGCCCCAUGGAGCCCCUGGCGCAGCCGUGGAGCCAGGCCAAGACAGGACAGCAAAGCCCCGGGGCCCUUCCUUGGCCACCCAAGACGACCACCGAGGGGACGCAGCAGACUCAGAGCAGCACUGGCCGGGCCAGGUGGCCAGGCCCACGCCCUGGGCUCCCCCAGUGGCCUCCUCCUUCCCUGCCUUCAGAGCCCCAGACUUCUGCCCAGCACUGCGGACUCGCAUUCCGGCACCAGCCCAGACUGUGUCACUCCUGCCUGGGCCUCAGGUAGGAGCAGGACCUGCUCAUCCUGCAGAGGCAGCAUCGCAGGAGGGCUCCCCGGAGGAGGCUGCACCUCCCAUGCCCCAAGGCAGCAGCCCUGGGGCUCUGCAGGCCCUGGACAGCACUGACCGAGAUGUCCCCAUAGAAGCUGUGACGUGCCAGCCUCAGGGGAACCCCUUGGGCUACACCCCAUUACUGCCGAAUGGCUCCAGCCACCCCUCAGAGCCGGGCAGUGCCAGGCGGGCUGGGAACGGUGCUCUCGGGGGCCCCAAGGCCCACCGGAAGCUGCAGUCUCACCCGUCCCUGGCCAGCCAGGGCAGCAAGAAGAGCAAGGGCAGCACGAAGUCAGCCUCCUCCCAGAUCCCCCUGCAGGCACAGGAAGACUGCUGCGUGCACUGCGUGCUGUCCUGCCUGUUCUGUGAGUUCCUGACUCUCUGCAACCUGGUUCUGGACUGCGCCGCCUGCGGCUCCUGCGGCUCAGAGGCCUCCUGCCUGUGCUGCUGCUGCUGCUGCUGCGGCCCCGGCGAGGGCGCCGACUGUGACCUGCCCUGCGGCCUGGACUGCGGCAUCCUGGACGCCUGCUGCGAGUCUGCCGACUGCCUGGAGAUCUGCAUGGAGUGCUGCGGCCUCUGCUUCUCCUCCUGACCAGCGAGGGACGAAGGGGUGGGCGCACGCACCCCUGUCCGCACGCCACUCGGCCUCUCCCGGCCGGCCGGGGACUGUCAGGGUGGGGCGGGGCGGGGUCCCAGGGCUGCAGAGCACUGUGAACGCCGGGGAGGGGAGGGACAGGGUCCUCAUUCCCGGGGUCCCCUCCCCUGUGCCUCAGCGGGAGGACAGCGAAAUGUGAAAAGAGCCCCUUCUGGGCCUGCCCUGUCCCGAGGGUCCUUCCCUGACCCACACAGUGGCCUGGGGUGGGAUGGGAUGGGGCGGCACAGCCAAGACUGGAAGGGCAGAGGGGCUCGGAGGGAGGGUCUGUGCUAUUUGUCGCUGUAAAUAAAGACAUUUGUCCAUCUCUGCAUCCUCCCACCCGGUGCCAAUGCUCAAGCGAACUCUGCACCCAUGAGGCCACCCUGCCCUCGGG